ACCGCAGCGGCCGGGUGUCGGAGAGCGCCGUGCUCCCCGCGCUCUGUCAUGAGCCCCAACGCCCCCCGGCUCCCUCCCCUGCUCCUCCUCCUGCUGCCUCCGCUGCUGCUGCUCCCGCUCCCGCCCGCGGCGCGCGGUGACUGUCCGGAGCCCCCAGAAAUACCCAAUGCCCACCCACUUUUGCCAGAUCCUCCAGAAUUUCCCACUGGCACUUCCCUAACUUACAGCUGUAAUAAAGGAUUUGUGAAAAUUCCCGAAAAGUCAAAUUCAGUAGUCUGCCUUGAAAAUGAUCAGUGGUCGGCGUCUACAGAGUUCUGCAACCGGUCCUGUGACGUCCCUCCAACUUUACGAUUUGCCUCUCUGAAGUCUGAAUAUAGAACUCAGAACUACUUUCCUGUCAGUUCUGUGGUGGAAUAUGAGUGCCGUCCAGGUUACAAAAGAGACUUGUCGCUUUCACCUAAUCUAACUUGCCUUGAGAAUUUACUGUGGUCCAAAGUGCCUGACUUCUGUAUAAGAAAACAGUGUCCUUCUCCGCCCGACCUACCGAAUGGUCAAGUUCAUAUAACCGAUAUAUUAUUUGGCUCAGUCAUCCUCUUCAGUUGUAAUGAAGGGUACAAAUUGAUUGGGGAACAUUCCAGCACCUGUGAAUUAGUUGACCAAACUCUGGCCUGGAGUAAUUCACAUCCAGAUUGUGCACCAAUUUUGUGCCCUUCACCUCCAAAUAUUGCCAAUGGAUCAUGGCAACGGAAUGAAAAUGAUGAGUAUCCAGCUGGAGCAUCAGUGCCUUAUGCCUGUAACAGAGGUUUCUCACUUGUUGGAAACAGAGAUCUUGUUUGUGGCAAUGAUGGAAACUGGAGUAGCCCUCCCCCAGAAUGUAAAGUUGUUUCUUGUGAAAAUCCAGUAGUCCAAGAUGGAGUUCUGGAAAAUCCAUCAAAACCACCCUAUUCAUAUGAAACGACACUAAUAUUUAGUUGUAAACCUGGAUUCACCUUGGAAGGGAGUGCAAAAAUCACAUGUGACUCUAACAGCAAAUGGACCCCUGAUCCUCCAAAAUGUCUCAAGAAGGCAACUCUGUGCCCUCCACCGCAAAAUAUUGCCAAUGGAGCAUGGCAACGAAACGGAAGUGAAGAGUUGGUAGCUGGAGCAUCGGUGUUUUAUACUUGUGACAGCGGUUUCUCACUUAUUGGAAACAGAGAUCUUGUUUGUGGCAGCGAUGGAACUUGGAAUGGCCCUCCCCCAGAAUGUAAAGCCACUUUGUGCCCUCCACCGCAAAAUAUUUCCAAUGGAGCAUGGCAACGAAAUGGAAGUGAAGAGUUGGUAGCUGGAGUGUCGGUGUCUUAUACCUGUGAGAGAGGCUUCUCACUUUCUGGAAACAGAGAUCUUGUUUGUGGCAGUGAUGGAACCUGGAGUGGCCCUCCCCCAGAAUGUAAAGCCACUUUGUGCCCUCCACCACAAAAUGUUUCCAAUGGAGCAUGGCAACGAAAUGGAAGUGAAGAGUUGGUAGCCGGAGCAUCGGUGUUUUAUACCUGUGAGAGAGGUUUCUUACUCACUGGAAACAGAGAUCUUGUUUGUGGCAGUGAUGGAACCUGGAGUGGCCCUCCCCCAGAAUGUAAAGGUUUCUGUGAAAAUCCAGUAGUCAAAAAUGGACAUGUGGUUGAACAGUCAUCACCACCACCCUAUUUGUAUCAAGCCACACUACGAUUUAAUUGCAGUGCGGGAUUCACCAUGGAAGGGAAUCCAAGGAUUAGAUGUGAAAAUGGCAACUGGAUCCCUCCCCCUCCACUCUGUCGCAGCUCCUCCACCAUUUCUUCUGGAAGUAUGGGCCUAAUUUUCGCAGUGCUGAUUAUGAAGCUAAUCGCAACUGGCUAGCUGGCAGCAGCAGAAGAUUAGCAGUACAGCAAUUCGUACCAAUACCCCAAACAUCUCUAGGUAGCAUCAAGACUCUUCCACGUGAUUUUCACUGUAGCAUUUUAAAUUGUACUAGAGCUCUAUAGCAUCUUAAUGAAGAGAAGAAACCUCCCCCACCAACCCCCCCAAAAAUGGAUCCUCAGAAUCAUGUUAAUAUCGGCAUUGUUGAAUUUCCCCAAACCAGCUGAAUCAGCUUCUAGCUGUAGCUGCUGGACAAAUUGCAACUUGCUACAUCCAUAUAACUUUGCUCUUCUAAAACAGGGACUAAAGAUCUGAGUGGGUUUAAAUUUAGAACUUUGUCAUUGCAUUCAAGAAAUAAUCUGGCAGUAGAAUUCCACAGAAGUUCUAAAGAUCAUCUUUGUACUAAGUCGAUAGAUUCUAAAUGAAAUCUGAUGAAAAACGUUCCCAAAACAGUUGCCCUGAACAAAACUGCCAGAGGUAUCUGAACUGAAUUUGCUAAUUUCAUCUUGCUGUGAAAUUUUUUCAUCCUGAGGACUUCGAGGAUGAAAAGGUUUCUUAUUCCCUUUUGGGUCCAGGUGAAGUGUGUUUAGUAUCAACAUCAACAAAACAAAGUAUGUUAAUUACCCAAAUCCUUGAAAAUUAACUCAGAAGUCAGCUUCAUGAAAGCUUCAUUUUGCCAUGAAGAAGAUUUAAGGUAAAGAAUCUGGAAUCUGUCCAUUAAAUAUAAAGUGUAGAUUUUUCACUUCAACUGAAUAACAGGAUAAGUACUUCAAGAGGCCUGGGAUGAGGAGAAUAAAAUGAUUUUAUUUUUAUAUCGAUUCUUGUAUAAUAGUGAAUUCCAAAACAAAAUGGUUCUUACAGCUGAAAUGAGGUGUUCCUAGCCAAAUUGUAUAUGUUGCUAUUUUGUAAUAUUAAGGCCUAAUUUAUUUGUACUUAUUUAUACCAGUGAAAAGGAUGAUUUACAUGUUUACCAUGCUAAGUUCUUUUUUUCAGAAAAUUACAAGAAAUAACUUAUUUUCCCUAAAUAAAAGAGCG
Tachyglossus aculeatus (Australian echidna) is the source of this 2904-nucleotide messenger RNA. It is a transcript of the gene CD55, whose product is annotated as CD55 molecule (Cromer blood group). Bases 49 to 1869 code for a protein of 606 amino acids. Lineage: Eukaryota; Metazoa; Chordata; Mammalia; Monotremata; Tachyglossidae. The transcript has 13 exons. The record is from RefSeq and is a predicted model, not a curated record.